This is a messenger RNA of Argentina anserina (silverweed cinquefoil), 3104 nucleotides long. RefSeq names its product MDIS1-interacting receptor like kinase 2-like. The record is from RefSeq and is a predicted model, not a curated record. NCBI's taxonomy places the organism in Eukaryota, Viridiplantae, Streptophyta, Magnoliopsida, Rosales, Rosaceae. Gene Ontology annotation, biological process: protein phosphorylation. The transcript has 2 exons. Gene Ontology annotation, molecular function: protein kinase activity; protein binding; ATP binding. The coding region runs from base 21 to 3065 and encodes 1014 amino acids.
CGUUGUUCAUCCCUGUUGUCAUGUCCCUUGCCUCAAUUUUUUGUUUCAAAGUUGCAAUUUCUGCAUCUUUUACACUUCCUUCAUCAGCAUCAACAGAGGGACUAGAAGCAGAGGGUCUUCUUAAAUGGAGGGCUAGCCUUGACGACCAAAACCAAGCUCUUAUAUCUUCAUGGGUUGGGAAUAGUCCUUGCAACUGGACUGGUAUUGCAUGCAAUGAAUUCAGAAGCAUCAACAACAUUAGCCUUUCUCGUGCUGGUUUAAGAGGUACUCUCUAUGCUUUCAACUUUUCAUCCUUCCCUUCUCUCCUCAGCCUUGAUCUCAGCCAAAACUUGUUAUAUGGAAACCUUCCAUCGAGUUUAAGUAAUCUUUCUAAGCUCAUUUACCUUGAUUUGGCUACAAAUCAAUUCUUUGGAAGAAUCCCAUCCGAGAUAGGACUUUUGACAAGUCUUACCAUACUUUAUCUGCAUGGCAAUGACAUAAAUGGAUCGAUCCCCAAUGAAAUCGGAUCACUGAGGUCAAUUAAAGAGCUGGUUCUGGGUGAAAACAGCUUGACAGGUCCAAUCCCUGCCUCCUUAUGGAGCUUGGGCAACUUGACCUUUCUAUAUUUGUCAAGUAAUCACCUUACUGGAACAGUCCUUCAAGACAUAGGUAACCUUAAAUCCCUUACCCAGCUCCACUUGCAAUUUAACAACCUAACUGGUCCAAUUCCAGCAUCCAUAGGAAACCUGGCCAGUUUGACUGCUUUAGCACUUCUUAAUAAUACAUUUUAUGGAUCCAUCCCUUCAUCUUUAGGAAACUUGACCAAGCUCACCUGGUUAGAUAUCCAGCAAAAUCAAUUGAGUGGCCUUAUCCCACCAGAAUUAGGCAAGCUCACAUUGCUAUACAAGUUAGGGCUGUUCCAGAACAAUCUCAAUGGCUCAAUUCCUGGAGAGCUAAAUAACCUUACAAACUUGCAUAAUUUAGGGGUUGGAGACAACAUGUUAUCUGGCUAUCUUCCUCAAGAAAUUUGCAAUAGUGGACUACUUGUAAAUUUCACGGCAGAUGACAAUUAUUUCAUUGGCUCCAUCCCUAAAAGUUUUAAGAACUGCUCCAACUUGUACAGAGUGAGGCUUGACAGGAACAGGUUAUCAGGAAAUAUAUCCGAAGAUCUUGGAGUAUAUCCACAGUUGAACUAUAUUGAUUUGAGCUAUAACAGUUUCUAUGGCGAAAUUUCUCAGAACUGGGUGCAGUGCCAAAGUCUACAAAGUUUGAAAAUAUCUGAUAACAGGAUUACCGGAGGAAUUCCUCCACAACUUGGAGAUAUGCUUCAGCUUCGAGUUCUCGACCUCUCUUUGAAUUAUCUAGUUGGUGAUGUUCCAAAAGAACUGGGGAGAUUAGUAUCACUGUUCAAACUCAACUUGAGUGGUAAUAAGCUUUCAGGAAGUGUUCCUUUGGAAAUCGGAAGACUUUCUAAUCUUGAAUGUCUGGACUUAUCAGCAAACAAUCUCACUGGAUCAAUUCCUGUGCAAUUAAGUUGGUGCUCAAAACUGUUGAACUUGAAUUUGAGCAUAAAUAGAUUCACAGACAAUCUGCCUUCAGAGAUGGGCCGCUUACUGUAUCUUCAGGUUCUCGAUCUGAGUCAUAACUUACUGAGAGGAGAGAUACAACCACAGUUUGCAGAAAUGAAAAACUUGGAAGCAUUGAAUCUCUCUCACAAUGAGCUUUCUGGUUCCUUGCCAUCCACGUUUCACGAUAUGCUAAGUUUGACUGCUGUUGACAUAUCCUACAAUCAAUUAAAGGGUCCUCUCCCGGAUAACAAAGCAUUCACGGAGGCUCCUGUUGAAGCUUUAGAGAGUAACAAAGGCUUGUGUGGUAAAGCUAAAGGUUUGAAGGCAUGCUCAUCUACACCAAGAAACGGGGAAGAGCAUAAUGUCAACGUCAUUUUGAUAACAGUCCCCAUUUUUGGAACACUGUUACUUGUCUUCAUUGUAUUUGGGAUUCUCUACAGUCGUCGCCGUCACCAGACUGCAAUUGAAAGCCAUAAAAUGCAAGGAGAAGUACAAACUGAGAAUCUCUUUUCAAUAUGGAGCUAUGAUGGAAAAUUGGUAUAUGAUGACAUCAUUGAAUCUACAGAGGAAUUCGACUCUCAAUAUUGUGUGGGAGCAGGGGGGCAUGCAAGUGUUUAUAAAGCUGAGCUGCAAACAGGCCAGAUUGUUGCAGUGAAGAAAAUUCACACAGUACAAUCUGGAAGUGAGGUUGCAAAUCUCAAGGCGUUCGAGAGUGAGAUCCAUGCACUCUCAGAAAUUCGUCAUCGAAACAUUGUGAAACUCUAUGGUUUUUGCACACAUCCACGCCACUCAUUCUUGGUGUACCAGUUUCUGGAAGGGGGAAACUUAGAAAAGUUACUGCACAAUGGCGAAGAAUCAAUUAUGUUUGAAUGGACUGCGAGGAUAAACCUUGUCAAGAGUGUGGCAGAUGCAUUAUUCUAUAUGCACCAUGAUUGCUCGCCUCCAAUUGUUCAUCGAGACAUAUCAAGCAAGAACAUUUUGCUGGAUUUAGAAUACAAUGCUUACAUCUCUGAUUUUGGUACAGCUAGAAUUUUGAAGCCAAACUCUUCCAAAUGGACUUCAUUUGCAGGCACAUUUGGAUACACUGCUCCAGAAUUUGCAUACACAAUGGAAGUGAAUGAGAAAUGUGAUGUCUAUAGUUUUGGGGUGUUAAUUCUCGAAGUCAUCAUGGGAAAGCAUCCAGGAGACCUCAUGAUCUCACUUUUCUCAUCCUCAUCAUCAUCGACGUCAAGUACUGUGCUUGAUCUACUGCUGAGGGAUAUUUUGGAUCAACGCCUUUCAGCUCCUAGAGGUCAAAUUGCAGAGAAACUGGUGUUUGUUGCUAACCUUGCAUUUUCAUGCUUGCGAACCAAUCCGCAAACUCGGCCAACCAUGAAGGAGGUUUCCUUGGAGCUAUCAACUCGAAGGCUAUCUCUACUACCACUCAGCUUUGACAAGAUUACCUUGUCACAGCUGCUUGACAGUUCUUGUCUUCCUGGACAUCGAUCUGAUCCCAUCUUUUCCUCUGAAGUUGUGUGACACACGUUCCUUAAUACAUCUUUUUAGACUCUGAGAGGU